UGAGAUAGUGACGCCGCAUACACCUAACACAGCUGGGGCAGUGGAUCACCCGCGAGACUUCACCCACAGACACACCUAAGACUCACCUGCACAGAAAUGGAAGACGACGUCGCUGCCCUGGUUGUUGACAAUGGCUCCGGCAUGUGCAAGGCUGGAUUUGCCGGUGAUGAUGCCCCCCGUGCUGUGUUCCCAUCCAUUGUCGGUCGUCCUAGACACCAGGGUGUGAUGGUGGGAAUGGGACAGAAGGACAGCUACGUGGGAGAUGAGGCCCAGAGCAAGAGAGGCAUCCUGACCCUGAAGUACCCCAUUGAGCAUGGCAUUGUCACAAACUGGGACGACAUGGAGAAGAUCUGGCAUCACACCUUCUACAACGAGCUCAGAGUUGCUCCUGAGGAGCAUCCUGUGCUGCUGACUGAGGCUCCACUUAACCCCAAAGCCAACAGAGAGAAGAUGACUCAGAUCAUGUUCGAGACCUUCAACUGUCCUGCCAUGUAUGUGGCCAUCCAGGCUGUUCUGUCUCUGUAUGCUUCUGGUCGUACCACAGGUAUUGUGAUGGACUCUGGUGAUGGUGUCAGCCAUACUGUGCCCAUCUAUGAGGGCUAUGCUCUGCCUCAUGCCAUCAUUCGUCUGGACUUGGCUGGCAGGGAUCUGACUGACUACAUGAUGAAGAUCCUCACCGAGCGUGGCUACAGCUUCACUACCACUGCUGAGCGUGAGAUUGUGCGUGACAUCAAGGAGAAGCUCAGCUAUGUGGCUCUGGACUUUGAGCAGGAGAUGCAGACCGCAGCUUCCUCCUCCUCCCUUGAGAAAAGCUACGAGCUCCCAGACGGACAGGUCAUCACAAUCGGCAAUGAGCGAUUCCGCUGCCCUGAGACGCUCUUCCAGCCAUCAUUCAUUGGGAUGGAGUCGGCUGGCGUUCAUGAGACGACCUACAACAGCAUCAUGAAGUGUGACGUGGACAUCCGUAAGGACCUGUAUGCCAACACUGUGCUGUCCGGUGGUACGACCAUGUUCCCUGGCAUUGCUGACCGUAUGCAGAAGGAGAUCAGUGCCCUGGCACCACCCACCAUGAAAAUCAAGAUCAUUGCUCCCCCAGAGAGAAAGUACUCUGUCUGGAUCGGCGGGUCUAUCCUGGCCUCCCUCUCCACCUUCCAGCAGAUGUGGAUCAGCAAACAGGAAUAUGACGAGUCCGGCCCCUCCAUCGUCCACCGCAAGUGCUUCUAGAUGUAUGGGGCGUUGGCUCAAGUUUAACACGCUGUUCAAGUAUUCAUCUCCCUGGAAAUGUCUCCCAAUCUUGCACGAAUGGACAAAAAGUAAAAUGCUAUUGAGAAUAUCCAGCAACUGAUUAGGUGUUUCAGCUUGGUUGUUAAAGGCACUACUCUGCUCUAUCUGACCCUGUCACUGUGACCUCAACAAUAAAAUGCCAAGAUAUGAUUGUUUACA
This is a messenger RNA of Solea senegalensis (Senegalese sole), 1443 nucleotides long. Its product is annotated as actin, non-muscle 6.2. NCBI's taxonomy places the organism in Eukaryota, Metazoa, Chordata, Actinopteri, Pleuronectiformes, Soleidae. The record is from RefSeq and is a predicted model, not a curated record. The transcript is spliced from 9 exons. The coding region runs from base 97 to 1224 and encodes 375 amino acids.